Musa acuminata AAA Group (dessert banana) is the source of this 822-nucleotide messenger RNA. RefSeq lists its product as uncharacterized. Gene Ontology annotation, biological process: mitochondrial respiratory chain complex I assembly. Gene Ontology annotation, cellular component: membrane. NCBI's taxonomy places the organism in Eukaryota, Viridiplantae, Streptophyta, Magnoliopsida, Zingiberales, Musaceae. The record is from RefSeq and is a predicted model, not a curated record. Bases 163 to 678 code for a protein of 171 amino acids. The transcript is spliced from 8 exons.
CUCGAAAGAGGCGACUACACCAUUGGAGACCUUUCCGCGGGCCUUUUUUCUAUCAGGGGAAUUCUCCCGAGCAGCGAGGCGGCGCAAAUUGCAGCUCUGCUCUCGUUCCAUUCUUCCCCCUUCUCAUACCUCGCCUUUUCUCCGUGGAUCGGUUGAACGCGGAUGUCGAAGCUCUUCUCCAAGUUCUUGGGGUUCUUCAGCUCCCGGACGCUGGUCGGCGUCGACAAGGUCGGCAAUCGCUACUUCACCCGCGUGGAGGAGAUCGACGGAAUCAUGAAGGAGAAAAGAUGGGUGAUUUUCAAAGGUGAGGAGGAUCCCACAUCCAUUCCAGUUGAGUGGAUCUGCUGGUUGAAUGGCCAAAGAACGAAAGCUCCAACUCCAGAGGAAUUGAUUGAAUUGGAGGCCAGGCGUGAACUUGUUAAACAAAAUAUUGCAAUUCUGAAGAAGAAAGAGGAAGAGGAAAGGAAGUCCGGUGUUCGAAAAAGCAAGAGCAUAGGUAAAGGUGGAUCUCCAGACCUGAGAAGUUUCAUUCAGCAAUUUCCUGAUGCCACUUUUGCUCCGAAAAAAGAUGAAGUAUCAGAUGGAAAGGAUGUUGCAAAGAAAGAAGAAAGGUCUACAGAGCCAACAGGAUCCGGCAAAACCUUCAAACCAGGAGCAUGGCAGCCACCAUCAUCAUGAAAGCCAACUUCACAUUACCCAAGAGACCCUGUAAUUUGAUUCUUAGUAUAGUCAACUCGAGCCAUAAACCGCAACGAAAGCUGAAGGCUUUCUUUGUCCCAUUAGAUUUCUUUCAUUCCCUAGCAAAAUUCUUUUUGUGAUGCC